AGCGCGGAGGCGGUGCCGGGCGCGGCGCAGAGCGGAGGAUGCUGCGGGCGGGGGCUGCCGCCGCCAGCCCCGGUGCCGGUCCCGGGCCGGAGGGCCCCCCGCCGCAUCCCGCCCGCUGAGCCCGGCUCGGCCAUGGGGGCUCUGACCAGCCGGCAAAACGCAGGGGUGGAGGAAGUGGAUAUCCCCGCUAAUUCCGUCUACAGAUACCCCCCGAAAUCCGGGAGCUACUUUGCCAACCACUUCAUCAUGGGCGGCGAGAAGUUCGACUCCACGCACCCCGAGGGUUACCUUUUCGGCGAGAACAGCGACCUCAACUUCCUGGGGAACCGGCCCGUGGUGUUCCCUUAUGCUGCUCCACCUCCUCAGGAACCCGUGAAGACCCUCAGGAGCUUAAUCAACAUCCGCAAGGAUACCCUGCGCCUUGUCAAGUGCUCGGAAGAGGUGAAGACCCUGGGGGAAGAAGUCAGCAAAGCCAAGGUGCACUACAACGUGGAGUUCACCUUCGACACAGACGCCCGCGUGGCCAUAACCAUCUACUACCAGGCGAGCGAGGAGUUUCACAACGGGGUGGCGAGCUACAUCCCCAGGGACAACAGCCUGCAGUCGGAGACGGUGCACUACAAGCGGGGGGUGUGCCAGCAGUUCUGCGUGCCCUCCCACACCGUCGACCCCUCCGAGUGGAGCGAGGAGGAGCUGGGCUUCGACCUGGACCGGGAGGUGUACCCCAUGGUGGUGCACGCGGUGGUCGAUGAAGGAGAGGAGCACGCUGGGCACUGCCACGUGCUGCUGGCCACCUUUGAGAAGCACAGCGAUGGCACCUUCUGCGUGAAGCCCCUCAAGCAGAAGCAAGUGGUGGAUGGUGUGAGCUACCUCCUGCAGGAGAUCUACGGCAUCGAGAACAAGUACAACACGCAGGACUCCAAGGUGGCCGAGGACGAGGUGAGUGAUAACAGCGCCGAGUGCGUCGUCUGCCUCUCGGACGUCCGCGACACCCUCAUCCUGCCCUGCCGCCACCUCUGCCUGUGCAACACCUGCGCCGACACCCUGCGCUACCAGGCCAACAACUGCCCCAUCUGCAGGCUGCCUUUCCGAGCCUUGCUUCAAAUCCGAGCCAUGAGGAAAAAGCUGGGUCCCCUCUCGCCCACCAGCUUCAACCCCAUCAUCGCCUCGCAGACCUCCGACUCCGAGGAGCACUCGUCCUCAGAGAACAUCCCCCCAGGCUACGAGGUGGUGUCGCUGCUGGAGGCCCUCAACGGGCCGCUGACGCCCUCGCCGGCCGCCCUGCCGCUGCGCGCACUGGGGGACCCCCCGGGCGCGGGGACCCUGCCCUCCUACGGCAGCGACGGCCCCCUGCCCCCCCUGCGGGCCCUCUCGCCCCUCGAGCGCCUCCCCGACUGCGGCCCCGCGGGGCUCAAGCUGAAGAAGAGCAUCUCCAAGUCCGCCUCGCAGAACUCCUCCAUCCUGCCCGAAGAGGAGGACGAGAAGUCGUGCACCGAGUCGGAGCUGAGGAUCUCCAGGAGGAGAUCCCCUGCCCGGCGUGAGGAGGAAUGUGGCGCGACGCCAGAGAGUGAAAACCUCACCCUGUCAUCGUCAGGAGCCAUCGACCAGUCCUCGUGCACCGGGACCCCCCUCUCCUCCACCAUCUCGUCCCCAGAAGCCCCGCUCAGCCCCCGCUCUCCCCCAGAGCCCGUCAGCAGCAGCCUGGCCCAGUCCGUCAUGUCCAUGGCCUCCUCCCAGAGCCAGCACUCCCAGCUCAGCACCGACACCGUGUCCUCCAUGUCUGGCUCCUACAUUGCUCCUGGCACGGAGGAGGAGGAAGAGGAGGGGGACAUGCUCCCCUCGCCUGCGGCUGCCAGCGCCACAGCCUCUGACGAAGAGUCAACACCUGUGGAGUCCCCGGAUAUAAACUUCGUCAGCGUGUCGGCCGAGGAGCGCGAUGCCGAGGGCAACGAUGUGCUGGAGGACGAGGACGCCUCUCCCACGCAGGAAGACGGCCCGAGGACAGGCGCUUUCCUCGGUCUGAGGUGUGACAAUAACAAUGACUUGGGCAUCGCACACGUGAAAGCGCUGGACAAUAAACUGUGCUCUGAGGCCUGCUUACCUGGCUCAGAGGCAGCCAACAACAACGUGCGGCUGCAGCAGGCGCCCUGGCCCCGCAGCCCCCCCGGCACCUGAGACCUGGAGCAGGCAGCGGCUGCCCAUCCCACGUGAGGGCUCAGCCUCGGCGGGGGCACACAGCCCCCCGCCCACCCAGAGGGACCCUGGUGUCCGGGCACCAUGGGCAUCGCCACCUCUACCCCUCAGCUGUAGCAGGACUGAUUUUUGAAAGAAAAGACGGUAACCUUGAAUUUUCCUCCCCGGCCCCCCUGUGCAGAGGGGGGCCGAGAGCCAUGUCACUUUGGAGCCCCCCCAUCAGCACCUUCUCAUCCUCCAGCCCCGAUGGGGGCAGGCUGGGGUCCCUUCCUGCCCCCGGCCAUCUCACACCCCUGGGCUCCUCUCCUCCAGAAUGUGGAGCAGAUGGGACGGGCUCACCCCACGAAGGGGGUCCGGGGACACGGAUGGAGGGGGAUGAUGGGAGGAGGAUGCCCAGGGGUGCGGGUUAAGGACAAGUGUUGACAUUAGCAUCUGCAGUGCAUGAGCCGGUGACCUUCGUGGGGGGGCCGGCCCCUCCCAGGUUUGCUGAUCUGUGCCCCAUACCAUGCCAUGGGAUGUCUCUGUGCCAUGCCGUGGGACGUCCCCACGUCUGCGGUGGCGGUGAUGGUGCCCUCCUAGGUCCCCUCCCUCCACUCUCCUCCUGGACAGCAUGUGGGCUCUUGAGCCGGGCCCUCGAGGUUGCUUUUCCCCAGGGGAUGGAGCAGGGUGGGCAGGGGACCUAAUAUGCCCCCCUCCCCAGGUCACCAGCCCCUGGGGCAUCCCUAAUUUAACUUCCCUGUCUUCCGCCCCGCUGUGAGCUCGGGGCUCGGGGCUGUGCCCUCUCUCUGGAACAAGUGCCAAAAGUGUCACCCCCCCGUCCCACCUGUCCUGCCCUCUCCAUUGCGCUUUGUAGCAGGGGGUGAAUGAGGGGGUGGGAGCUGCCCCCCACCCCUCCACCCCCACCCCUCCAUCCCCACUCCUCCAUCCCCACCCCUCCAUCCCCACCCCUCUGGCCAGCACUGGGCUGACAGUGUAACCGGGUUUUGCUCCAGGGGACAGACACACCAGUGGGGUAGGGAGGCAGCCACAGACCUCGGGGACGUGAUGGGGCCAUCCAGAGGCUGGGCUCCACACGGAGACCAUCAGGGACAGUCAGAAGCUACUUUGCGGAGCAUCAGACCCAACAUCCCAAUCUAGUGAGCUCUGGAGCUGUUCGGGCCAGCCCAGGGCAGGAGGCUGAGCCCCCCUUCUCCCCACUGGGUUUUGUCAGGCAGAUGUGAUAGCAAAGGCCACCUCCUCGUUGCAGGAGGAAACUCCGUUUCAGAGCUACCUUAGGAUGGAGACGUUCAGACCAUGAAAGCAACAGCCCACAGCGGCUGCACAGUGUGUGCGGGGAGCAGGUCCCCACUGCCCGUCCCCACGGUGGAGCAUGGGCUGUGCUGAUGGCCGUGGCUCCUAAAGCGGGGUAAAAGCCCUUUUUGAGGCUGGGGGUGUGUGUGUGUGUUUUCUCUGCCUGGCUCAUAGCUGGGGCCGCAGUAGCUGCUCACUCCGUGGCCCUGGUGUGGGUCCUGCCAGAGGUGGGGUCAGCGUCAGCCACGCUGCUGCUCCCUCCUCCGGGCUGGCACCCCGCCGUGUCUCCUGUAAGCUCAACAGCUCCCACAUUCCUCCCUGAGAACCCAGGGCUGGGUGCUUGAAGGGAGAUGGCAUCUCCAAACCACUGUCCCAUGGGGUGGGAGCUGUGAACAGCAGGGAGGGCUAAAGCAGCGGGGACGAGCCUUGCACCCUAUCUGGGGACAUGCUGCGUCCCCCUGUGGGGCAGCCCGUGGGUUUGGGUGUCCCACCCCCGAGGAGUCAGCAGCACCGUGCUGGGCACAGGCAGAGCUUUGGGGGUUCACCGUCACACUGAGCUGAGAAAACCAGGGGGGCUGUGGGAAGCCGGCUGUCCCCUGACCCUCCGGCACGGGCAGGGAUGGGAAAAAAUCAGUCUGAUGCUCCAGGGGUGGCUUGUCUACCAAAGCCCAGCCUUCCUCGUGGCUUCAAGGGGACAACGAGAGCUCGCCUGGCCUGGCCAGGCACCGCAGCGUAGGGCUGCAGCAGUGCUUGUGGCUGCUGGCAGGACAGGCAGGUGCUGGGAGGCGACCAGGAGGGUUUUCUGGCUGCUCCGGGCUGUGUGUCCCCAAGGCAUCUCACGGGGUGGCUGCAGAGCGGGGUGGCUGCGUGCGGGCACCUGACGCUCGCUUGGAGGGACCUUGGCUGCCGGCGAGCGCACGGCGAUGGAGAGGAGCCGGGAGGAGGCUGUGCCCAUGCAGCGUGCUCUCAAGCAAAGCCACGAGCAUCCUCCGCCGUGGCACAGGAGAGACAGGGUUUUGGUGCAGGUGACACCAGCGCCGUCCUCGGCCACCCAGCAGGGACGAGGGGUGGGCAGGAGCUGCCAGUGCCGGCAGCAUGGCGUGAAAAGCAACGGCCCCUUGCCUCGCAGGGCAGCCCCUUGUUCCAGGGAUCCACCCGCCAGGGAUUUAAGGAAGGAAACCAGAUUGCUGCUUACGGCUUUGCUUUGAGCAUGUUUUGGAUUUUAAGAGUAUGUUUAAUAAAGGGUAUCUUAUGUC
This is a messenger RNA of Phalacrocorax carbo (great cormorant), 4739 nucleotides long. The record is from RefSeq and is a predicted model, not a curated record. Lineage: Eukaryota; Metazoa; Chordata; Aves; Suliformes; Phalacrocoracidae.